Messenger RNA from Drosophila novamexicana, 363 nucleotides. RefSeq lists its product as uncharacterized. The transcript has a single exon. Lineage: Eukaryota; Metazoa; Arthropoda; Insecta; Diptera; Drosophilidae. Bases 1 to 363 code for a protein of 120 amino acids. The record is from RefSeq and is a predicted model, not a curated record.
AUGUGCAUGCCGUACCUGGGUAAACUGUUCUCGAGCGGGCAACGCCGCCGGACUAGUGCAACUGGGACGCCACGCCCCAGCCUGGCACCGACACCGCAGCAAUCGAACGCGACAAUUCAGACCACCAAUGUGAACAGCGUGAGGGCGUCCAAGAAGGAGUCCGGCAUGCCUGUCAAGGCCAGCCAUAAUACUGCGGCCGCAGCCAGUCUGAAGGAGUCCUCAGCUAGCACUGCUGCCCAGGCGGCCGGCACUGCAGUGGCUCAAGCACCGGCUGCAGCGGCUGCCGGCCCCGCCAAGCCGACAUCUUGGUGGGAAUACCUUGGCAUGAAUAAGAACAAGAAGGGCAGCAUUAAUUCGCUGUAG